Molecule: messenger RNA, 2047 nt
Organism: Gadus chalcogrammus (walleye pollock)
Lineage: Eukaryota; Metazoa; Chordata; Actinopteri; Gadiformes; Gadidae
Product: alpha-tocopherol transfer protein-like
Exons: 5
Coding region: 85-1008 (307 amino acids)
Cellular component (GO): membrane
Molecular function (GO): phosphatidylinositol bisphosphate binding
Source: RefSeq, a predicted model, not a curated record
CAACUACCAGUGCCUUCUGCGUCCGUCGGUUCCAGCGUUUCUCCGUCAGCCCCCCGCCGAGCCCAUACAGCCCGGGUCGGAGCCAUGAACUCCGGGUCGGUGGACCUACUCUCCCCGGACGACUCGUUCCUGGUCCGGUCCUCCGUGGUCCGGCUCAGGCUCCGGGCGCAGGCGGAACUAGACCCGCUGCACAUACUGGACUUCUCGGACGGGUUCCUCAUCAAGUUCCUCCGGGCCCGGGACAUGGACGUGGAGCUGUCCCUGAAGCUGAUGCUGAACUACCAGCGCUGGAGGAGGGAGAGCCCUGAGAUCAGCGGCUGUCUGUCGCCGCGCUCCGUCUCCGCGCUGCUCGACAACGGUUACCAUGGCGUCCUGCCGCUCAGAGACCACAGUGGCUGCAGGGUGCUGGUCUACAGGAUAUGUCGGUGGAAUCCUAAGGACUGGACGGCCAUCCAGGUGUUCAGGGUCAGCCUGAUGACAUCAGAGGUCAUCGCCAUGGAGACGGAGACCCAGCAGAGGGGGGUCAAGGUGAUCUUUGACCUGGAGGGUUGGAGCUUCAGUCACGCCCUCCAGAUUAACCCCUCCCUCGCCCGCAAGAUCUCCUCUGUACUCGUGGACUCAUUCCCUCUGAAGGUGAAGGCGAUCCACCUUAUCAACGAGCCGAUCUUCUUCGGGCCGGUCUUCGCGAUGCUCCGCCCCUUCCUGCCAGACAAGAUAAAAAAGAGGGUGCACAUGCACGGCUUCAACUACCACGACUCGCUGACGGACUUCUUCCCCACCUCCCUCCUCCCCCCGGAGUACGGGGGGGAGGGGCCUGGGCUGGAGGGGGUGUGUCAGCAAUGGGCCAAUCGGCUGCUCCAGUCCGAGCGGCUGCUCGAGCAGAUCGCCGCCCACCGCACGGGCGACGUCACCGCCGGCAACCAGAUCACGGGAGGAGAGGAGGAGGAGGAUGAGGAGGAGCCUCAGCAGGAGGAGCAGGAGGUGCACCAUCAGGAGGAGGUGCACUAGCAGGAGGAGGAGGAGGAGCCUCAGCAGGAGGAGCAGGAGCCUCAGCAGGAGGAGGAGGAGCCUCAGCAGGAGAAGGAGGAGCAGGAGCAGGAGGCUGAAAGAAGGUCAUGAGUUAUGGUAUUGCGGCUCCACCCAAACACAAUGUGCAUCCUCUUGUAACUGUCAGUGUCCCUGAGCUGAACUUCACUAACUGGUAUUUCUCCAGUGAAGCCAGUUCAGACAGCCUGCAGAGCCCACUGCCCGCCCAGAUGCUCUGGACAUGAGGUCCCGCCUCUCUCCCCAAUCACUGCCCAGUAGAAGCAACUCAUUCCUGAGAUAAGAGGGGAGGGGUGUAGCACCUAGCACUUAACAUAGCCCUUAGCCCAUAGCAUAGCACAUAGUGUAGCAUGUGAUGUUUGUCAUUGGAACAGAUAUAUGUUGUGCUAAGGGGAAUCUGUUCUAAGGUGUGUGUGUGUGUGUGUGUGUGUGUCUGUGUCUGUGUCUGUGUGUGUGUGUGUGUGUGUGUGUGUGUGUGUGUGUGUGUGUGUGUGUGUGUGUGUGUGUGUGUGUGUGUGUGAUGGUCACCUAGUGUACUAUCCGUCCUAUUCAUAAUAUUAUCAAUAUUAAAUGUGAUAUUAAAUAUCAUUCUUAUAACAUUCUACUCUGUCCCUCUCCUCUUCUCUUCUCUUCUCUUCUCUUCUCUUCUCUUCUCUUCUCUUCUCUUCUCUUCUCUUCUCUUCUCUUCUCUUCCACUCUCCUCUCCUUCUCUCCUCUCCUCUCUUAUUCUGAACAGUUGGAGCCAUGGGUUAUUUAAACGUUUUUGUUUUUUUUAAUUCAAGGUAUUUAAACUGUAUUUAACAGCCAGUAUUAUAGCUUUGAUUUUAGUGUUUUAACUGUUGACCAAAGGAAAAUUGUGAAAUAUAUUACUGGGCGAUCUACUUUUUUAUAAUAGUCUGUUUUAAAUAGUCUAUAUUCAGUGUUCAGUUGUGUGUGCCAUUGGACAUGAUUGAAGACAGUUUAGAAAGGUCACUUUGGCAUUUAAUAAAUAAGUAAUGUUGUA